Vitis vinifera (wine grape) is the source of this 3357-nucleotide messenger RNA. Its product is annotated as glutamate--tRNA ligase, cytoplasmic. The coding region runs from base 901 to 3111 and encodes 736 amino acids. Gene Ontology annotation, biological process: glutamyl-tRNA aminoacylation; translation. The record is from RefSeq and is a predicted model, not a curated record. The transcript has 6 exons. Gene Ontology annotation, cellular component: methionyl glutamyl tRNA synthetase complex; cytoplasm; cytosol. Gene Ontology annotation, molecular function: ATP binding; glutamate-tRNA ligase activity. Lineage: Eukaryota; Viridiplantae; Streptophyta; Magnoliopsida; Vitales; Vitaceae.
AGGACUCCCCAAACCUUACCAAAAAAUUCAAACAGAUUUGGCAUAAGUCUGUAAAUUUAAGCUUCUUUUCUCCUCCGGUUCUAUUUUCUUUUCUACCGUUCUUUAUCAUUUUUUUUCAGGCGUAUUUACUUAUUUAGUUAUGAAUUAUAGUUUCAGAAGUUUUGAGGGAAAAGAAACAGGCAAGCGUUAAGAAAAAUGAUUUUGAUGAAAAAAAUGUUAAAGAAAAGGGGGAAAUUUGGGAAAAGUUAGGAGAAAAAUGUUUUCUUAGUAAAAUUAAUUUCUUUCUCUCAAAAAAGGCUUUCCCUUUUUGUUUUUAAUUUUCCGUUUAAUCCUCUUUUUCCUUCUGUUUCCUCUCUUUUCUCUGUCCUUCAAGACAUGAAAGUUUUUCAAUUACUAAUCUCUUUAUUUUUCUUUUUCUCAAACUCUUCAAGCAAACCUCAAGCCAUGUUUAAUUACUAGAAAGUAUUUUUCUUUUUUUAAAAAAAGAACAAAAACAAAAAAACUUACUAAAAUUUUUUUUCCUCUUUUUUUAGAUUAAAAAGAAAGAAAUUUUGAAAAAAAAAAACAGAGAGUAUAUUUUUCAAGAAUUUUAUCAUCUAAUUUCUUUAUAUUUUUCCUUUUCCCUUUCUUUUCUUAAUUUUUUUUGAAUCAAACAUAAUAGAUUAUAAAAGUAUUAUGGAAAUAAAAGUAAAAUUAUUUUCCCAUUAAUUUAUCAAAGAAAAAUCCUUUUUAAUAAUAAAAUAUGCAAGUUGGGCCAGGCCCAAAUACGAUUUUGAGAAUCUAAGCCAGAAUUGAGAAUACGCAAUUUCGUUCCGUGCUUCGGCUUUUUUAGGUUUAACGCCAAGUUCUUCUUCUCUUCUUCAUCUUCAACUGUUGUUCAGUCAAUAGAGGCGGCUUAGGAUGGAGGUCAAGCUCUCAUUUCCGGCGGAUCAUCCGCCAUUGUACGUCAUCGCGACAGCCAAGGUCGCCGGAAUACCCAUUUCAGAGGAUUCAUCUCUUGCUUCUGGUUCUCUUCCCACUUUUCUCAUUUCCAGCAAUGAUAAUGAAUUCAAAUUGAGGGGAACAUCAAUAAAUGCUCUUCUCCGUUAUCUUGGGCGGGUUGCAAGCAUUCCCAAUUUUUAUGGGCAGGAUGCAUUUGAAUCUUGCCAGAUUGAUGAAUGGCUAGAAUAUGCUCCAACCUUUUCAACUGGUUCUGAAUUUGAGAAUGCAUGCUGCUAUGUGGAUGGCAUUUUGUUGCAGCGUACCUUUUUGGUUGGUUAUAGUUUGUCAAUUGCAGAUAUAGCAAUUUGGUCAGGUCUUGCAGGAAGUGGACAGAGAUGGGAAAGUUUGAGGAAAUCAAAGAAAUACCAGAAUUUAGUGCGGUGGUUCAAUUCAAUAUAUGCAGAAUACAACACUGUCUUGAAUGAAGUUACUGGAACAUAUGUUGGCAAAAGAGGCUUGGGAAAGCCAAUGCCGGCCAAAAUGAAAGAAAAAGAGCAACAGGGUAUUAAUAAUCAUAUGAAGAAUGUAAGUGGGGAUGCCAAUGAAAAGGGAAAAGCUAGCAGCAAGGCCACUGCUGAAGUGGAUCUUCCGGAUGCAGAAGUCGGAAAUGUGCGGUUGCGUUUUGCACCAGAACCCAGUGGUUAUCUUCACAUUGGGCACUCAAAAGCUGCAUUAAUGAACCAGUAUUUUGCUCAAAGGUAUCAAGGUCAGCUGAUUGUGCGCUUUGAUGAUACAAAUCCUGCUAAAGAAAGCAAUGAAUUUGUGGAAAAUCUUUUGAAAGAUAUCGAGACUUUGGGUAUUAAGUAUGAUGCUGUGACAUAUACUUCAGAUUACUUCCCUCAGUUAAUGGAAAUGGCUGAAAAUUUGAUUUGUAAUGGUAAAGCGUAUGUUGAUGAUACACCACGUGAGCAAAUGCAGAAAGAACGGAUGGAUGGAAUUGAAUCAAAAUGCAGGAAUAACAGCCCUCAGAAGAAUAUGGAAUUGUGGAAGGAAAUGAUUGCAGGAUCUGAAAGGGGUUUGAUGUGCUGUCUGCGUGGGAAGUUGGAUAUGCAGGACCCAAAUAAAUCGCUUCGAGAUCCAGUUUAUUACCGUUGCAAUCCGCUUCCCCACCAUAGGAUUGGUUCCAAGUACAAGUUAUACCCAACCUAUGAUUUUGCUUGUCCAUUUGUUGAUGCUAAAGAAGGUAUAACUCAUGCACUUCGAUCUAGUGAGUACCAUGAUCGCAAUGCUCAGUAUCAUAGGAUCCAAGAGGAUAUGGGAGUAAAGAAGGUUCACAUCUAUGAAUUUAGCCGGUUGAAUAUGGUGUAUACGCUUCUCAGCAAACGUAAGCUUCUCUGGUUUGUUCAAAAUGGAAAAGUUGAUGGGUGGGAUGAUCCUCGUUUCCCGACUGUCCAAGGGAUUGUGCGUAGAGGUCUGAAAAUUGACGCAUUGAUACAAUUCAUCCUUGAACAGGGGGCAUCGAAAAAUCUCAAUCUCAUGGAAUGGGAUAAACUCUGGACCAUUAAUAAGAAGAUUAUUGAUCCUGUCUGUCCCAGACAUACUGCUGUUAUUGAUGAAAAACGUGUGUUAGUAACCUUAGCUGAUGGUCCUGAGAAACCAUUUGUCCGCAUCAUACCAAGGCAUAAGAAAUUUGAAGGCGCUGGAGAAAAGUGUACCACAUACACAAAGAGGAUAUGGAUUGACUAUGCUGAUGCAGUGUCCAUCUCAGAAAAUGAGGAAAUAACCUUAAUGGAUUGGGGGAAUGCCAUCAUAAAAGAAAUCAGGAAGGAUCAGGAUGGGAAUAUUACGCAGUUAAUAGGGGUUUUGCAUCUCGAAGGAUCUGUCAAGGCCACAAAAUUGAAGCUUACCUGGCUACCUGAAACAAGCGAAUUGGUUAACCUUUCAUUGAUGGAGUUUGACUAUCUAAUCACAAAGAAGAAGCUGGAUGAAGGAGAUGAUUUCCUUGAUGCGCUUAACCCGUGUACCAAAAGAGAGACUGCAGCAGUUGGGGAUUCUAACAUACGGAAUUUAAAGCGCGGUGAGAUAGUGCAGCUGGAGAGGAAGGGCUAUUAUAGGUGCGAUGCUCCCUUCAUUAGACCUUCAAAACCAGUAGUUCUAUUUGCAAUCCCAGAUGGCAGGCAGCAAAAAUAAGAACUUUACACCAAAGGAGUUUUCCACCCAUAUCCCAAGAAUUUUGGAACUUACAUUAGAGACUACGUUGAUUCAGUGAUUGUAUGAAAUGAGAAAAGGAAGGUUCCUACGCUUACUUUUGUUUUAGAUAUGGGAACUGAUGGAGAUUGUUGCUUUGAUGGUUUUAUUGAUUCGUCUUUCUGAGGAUGAACAACCUUAUAAAUUACUGUGGCAAUUCUAAUAUUAUGGAGUUUUAUUUUGUCAUAA